AAUAAAGACCUUGUUAACGCGUGUACAUAUAUAUAAAAUAUGAAUAAAAUAUUUGUGGAGAGCAAAUCAUGUAAUGGCUAAUCUAUGUCUGUUUCUUUAUAACAAAAAUACAGAUUUUCCAAAUAGUCAUAUUCUACAGGUAUGACACCGGUCAGAGGGAUGAAUCCGACAAUUCCAUGUUUGUUACAACGUUUGCAGAUAUACAUUCUAACAGCGUUCGUUUUGUUUAUUCUCAUGGGUUCAGGAAACAAUUUUAGUAAUGGUGCCAGCUAUAAGGAUCAAAACAGAGACUGGAAUGUAAGCUCUAUCAAACUGCAUGAUCAGAUAAUGACAAUGGAAGCACAGAUGCGAGAAGUGAAUAGAAGAUUGGAACACGCAAAAGAGAUGUGCAAAAUUAUUUCAAUAGCUGUUCAUAGUAAUUUUUCAAAAACAAACAAUCUCUACUAUUGUAAAAUACCAAAAUGCGCAUCUGCAUUUGUCGAUACAUUUUUUAACUACUUGGAAACUGGAAAUAAAAAAAGUUACAAUAACGCUCUCACAGACCUGCAAAUAUCUUCGCUUUCAAGACACAAAUUCAUGUUUGUAAGAGAUCCGUAUUCUAGACUAUUCUCUUUAUAUGAAGGGUAUUUUUAUCAUCCGAGCGACGUUUGGUAUACCGUAGGAGUUGACAUAAUUUCUAAAGUUAGGAAUAACACAGCUUCGAGGACAUUAAACUUGGGACAUGAUGUUACGUUUACAGAGCUUGUUAAAUAUAUAGUGAUGUUAGAUGAUAAAAAUAUGACGUCUAGUUUUUUUUAUCCCAUGUCUUCUUUAUGUAAUCCGUGUGAAUCAAAUUUUGAUUUCAUUGGUAAGCUUGAAACCUUUUCUGACGACCUUGCCGUGCUAGUGAAUAAAUAUCUUAACAAAAACGCAACUCUAAACAGAAUCAUAACAAUUAAAGAAAUUGAAUCAGAAAUUAAAUAUAGACACUCAAUAAACUGGAUUACUGAAAUGUAUCAAAUGUACACAAAGUACAAAUCUGUAAUUCCACAGUUUGAACUGCUUCAGAGGUUUUGGUCGAGUUCACAAAUUCGCGGAAAGAUAUCAAAGUAUUACAACAUUCCGUACUUCAAAGAUGACCAAGGAGUUAUAGACGAAAACACGUUUACAAGAUCUUUUCAAUCCGCUAUGUAUGCAAGUAAAAGUUAUUCAGAGGAACUGAAGGCACAGCAUCAAGAAGCAUUGGUACAAGCUUUUAGAAGUGUUCCAAUACAGUUAAUACAAAAAUUGAAAAAGAUUGUUGAGAACGAUUGUCGUUUAUUUGGGUAUGACAAUGAACCAGACAUUCUGUUUAAGAGACAAACAAUGAGUGAUAAAUUGCAAAACGUCCAUGACUACUUUCAGGGUAUUUAGUAUACGAGAGAUUUAUUAAAUAGUAAAAACACUAAAUCUUUUUUAUUUUCUCACGAAAGUUUUUUUUUAACUUAUAUUAUGAAUUUUAAUCUUCAAUAUUUACAAUUAUUUAUUUCUAUCAUUUCGCAUUACGGUACUUUUCUAAAAUGCUGAAUGUUGAAGUGUUGCCAAAGAAUGAUUUAUCUAGAUAGAAAGCAAAU
This is a messenger RNA of Ruditapes philippinarum (Manila clam), 1592 nucleotides long. RefSeq names its product carbohydrate sulfotransferase 8-like. Gene Ontology annotation, molecular function: sulfotransferase activity. Gene Ontology annotation, cellular component: membrane. The record is from RefSeq and is a predicted model, not a curated record. NCBI's taxonomy places the organism in Eukaryota, Metazoa, Mollusca, Bivalvia, Venerida, Veneridae. The transcript has 3 exons. The coding region runs from base 142 to 1392 and encodes 416 amino acids. Gene Ontology annotation, biological process: carbohydrate biosynthetic process.